GUCGUCACGGCGCUGCAGAGUCCCGCUUACAUAGCUCGCCGUGAGUCACGCGCCAAAGAACACCAGCUACGUCUGGCCAGCAUCGCUUCUCGACCACGGUUAAGUGACGACGAUGUCCUGGACGCAAACAACAUCGGCAGUCUCCUAAAGACAUGUCUACCAAAAUCAACAACGUUUAUGAUAGAAGCCGUCAUGGCAUCUCAGCUUCUCUUUGACCAGCUUCAGCCCUGUCGGCCUGGGAGCUGGAUCAACUGCGGCGCAACCGGUUUUGGGUGGAGCAACGGUGCCGCCCUUGGAGUCAAGAUGGCGCUGGCCAACCUGAAACAAGGAGGUGAUGUGCCCAUCCCAAAUCUUGUGUGCCAGGUCAUUGGCGACGGAAGCUUCAUGUGUGCCGCACUAUCCAGUGCCAUGUGGAUUGCGAGCAAAUACAGGAUCCCUAUUCUUACCAUGGUCUUGAACAACGGCGGCUGGAAAGCUCCGCGAAACUCGGCUAGGCUCGUCUACCCGACUAGCUUCAGUGCGUCAGCUGCUGAUGACGAAAUCAAUACUUCUUUUCAGCCAUCACCCAACUAUGCUGGUCUUGCCGAGGCAGCGGUAGGCUCCCAAGGGGUGUGCGGAUCUAGUUCGACGAGCCCGCAGGUAUGGAUGAAGGGUAUUAGAGCUAGAACGGCGGGAGAGCUCAAGGAGGCUCUCAAAAUUGCAACUUCCCGAGUAGGCAAGGAUGGGACAUCGAUGCUAGUCGAGGCUUUGAUGUAG
Molecule: messenger RNA, 756 nt
Organism: Lasiosphaeria miniovina
Lineage: Eukaryota; Fungi; Ascomycota; Sordariomycetes; Sordariales; Lasiosphaeriaceae
Product: thiamine diphosphate-binding protein
Exons: 2
Biological process (GO): L-valine biosynthetic process
Cellular component (GO): acetolactate synthase complex
Molecular function (GO): flavin adenine dinucleotide binding; thiamine pyrophosphate binding; acetolactate synthase activity
Source: RefSeq, a predicted model, not a curated record